AUGUUGGUCAACGAAGCCAGACAAGUACUUCACCGUGCCAGCGCCUUGGCCGCACGUCAUCAGCUGCGUGCAAUUAGCAACUCAACCCAGUUGGAACAGCAGGCGCAGCCCAAAGAGGCAAAGGAGCCACAGAUUAAGAAGUUUGAGAUCUACCGUUGGAGUCCCGAUAAUGCCGGCGAGAAGCCCUAUAUGCAGACCUAUGAAAUCAAUUUGCGCGAGUGCGGACCCAUGGUGUUGGAUGCGCUUAUUAAGAUCAAGAACGAAAUGGACCCUACAUUGACCUUCCGUCGGUCGUGCCGCGAGGGCAUCUGUGGAUCUUGUGCCAUGAAUAUUGGUGGCACCAACACUCUCGCAUGCAUCAGCAAGAUAGACACCAAUACGGCCAAGCCCCUGAAGGUGUAUCCCUUGCCCCAUAUGUAUGUGGUGCGCGAUCUCGUGCCCGACAUGAACAACUUUUACGAGCAGUAUAGAAAUAUUCAGCCCUGGCUGCAGCGCAAAAACGAAGCCACCGAGAAGAAGGGCAAGGCUCAGUACUUACAAUCUGUUGAGGAUCGCUCCAAGCUGGAUGGCCUGUACGAGUGCAUAUUGUGUGCUUGCUGCUCCACAUCGUGCCCCUCGUACUGGUGGAACGCAGAGAAAUAUCUAGGUCCCGCUGUGCUUAUGCAGGCAUAUCGCUGGAUUAUUGACUCUCGUGAUGAGAACACCGAGGAGCGUCUGAGCAAGCUUAAGGAUCCAUUCAGCGUAUAUCGUUGCCACACCAUCAUGAACUGCACGCGUACCUGUCCAAAGGGCUUGAACCCUGGACGUGCUAUUGCCGAAAUCAAGAAAUUGUUGUCCGGCUUGGCUUCGAAGCCGGCGCCGAAACUGGAGACAGCAGCGCUGCACAAGUAAAAUGAUGAUUAAACCUACUAGAUCCUUGUUUGUGAACCCGCAGUAGACUGUAGCAUCAAAUGAUAAUAAUCUAUAACCAGUGCGCGCUCCUGCAACUA
Molecule: messenger RNA, 989 nt
Organism: Drosophila busckii
Lineage: Eukaryota; Metazoa; Arthropoda; Insecta; Diptera; Drosophilidae
Gene: SdhB
Product: succinate dehydrogenase [ubiquinone] iron-sulfur subunit, mitochondrial
Exons: 3
Coding region: 1-891 (296 amino acids)
Biological process (GO): aerobic respiration; respiratory electron transport chain; tricarboxylic acid cycle
Cellular component (GO): mitochondrial membrane
Molecular function (GO): electron transfer activity; 2 iron, 2 sulfur cluster binding
Source: RefSeq, a predicted model, not a curated record